Messenger RNA from Eimeria maxima, 2928 nucleotides. RefSeq names its product RNA recognition motif-containing protein, putative. The record is from RefSeq and is a predicted model, not a curated record. Bases 1 to 2928 code for a protein of 975 amino acids. Gene Ontology annotation, molecular function: mRNA binding. NCBI's taxonomy places the organism in Eukaryota, Apicomplexa, Conoidasida, Eucoccidiorida, Eimeriidae. Gene Ontology annotation, cellular component: cytoplasm; nucleus. The transcript has 3 exons.
AUGAAGCUUCUAUCUAAGCUAAGAAGCUCCAGUAAAGGGGGCAGCAGCAAGAAGCAGCAGCAGCAGCAGCACAAGCAUCAGCAGCAGCAGCAGCAGCAGAAGGGCCCCCGUCAGUCCCAUCAACAGAAGCAGCAGCAGCAGCAGCAACAACAACAACAAAAGCAACAACAACAGACUUCUAAGAAGCACAAACAGCAGAACAAACAGCAGCACAAACAGCAACAGCAGCAACAGCAGCAACAGCAGCAGCAGCAGCAGCAGGAGAAGAAUAGACCUUAUUAUACUCCUGUGUCUGUCCCUGUUGGGUACAGCAGCAGCAGAUUAAUAAUAAAAAAUUUACCUCCUUUUAUAACAGAAGCAGCAUUAAGGGAGCAUAUAUCCUCUAUAUUCAACAGCAGCAGCAGCAGCAAGUGCAGCAGCAGCAGCAGCAGCAGCAGCAGCAGCAGCAAGUGGAGCAGCAGCAGCAGCAGCAGCAGCAGCAAGGGGAGCAGCAUAACUGAUUGUAUAAUAAAAAAAAAUAAGGAUGGUAAGAGUAGAGGUAUUGCAUUUAUAGGGGUAGAGACAGAAGCUGCUGCUGCUGCGCUGCUGCAGCUGCUGCAGGGGACCUACGUAUACACCAGAAAAAUAGAUGUUAAUUAUGCAUUACCUCGUUCUUAUACUGCAGCAGCAGCAGCAGCAGCAGAUAGUACUGCUGCUACUACAGGAAAUAUAAAAGGAGGACAAACUGCUGCUGCUGCUGCUGCAGCAACUGCAGCAGCAACAAAGGAAGCAGCUGCAGCAGCAGCAGCAGCAGCAGCAGGCAAAUGGAGACACCAGGUAGUCCCUACUAAGGCAGGUGUACGCUCAGAGAGGCAGCACACACUAUUUGAUGAGGAAGAGGAGGAAGCAGCAGCAGCAGCAGCAGCAGCAGCAGCAGGAGCAGGAGCAGCAGGAGGAGGAAAAGGAGGAGGAGGAGGAGCAGCAGCAAAUGCAGCAAAAGAAGAGGAAGCAGCAGCAACAACAGCAGCAUUAUCAUCAUUGCUGCAAGAGGAGAGUGUUGAUGAUUUACAAUGGUUUCAGCAGCAGCAGCAGCAGCAGCAGCAACAGCAGCAGCAGCAGCAGCAGCAAGAAGAAGAGAGACAAUUAAUAGAGGAGCAUGCAAGAAUAUUAAUAACUAAUCUUCCUUAUAGCUGCAGCGAGGAGGACGUGCGGUGUCUGUGUGCUGCUGCUGCUGCAGCAGGAGCAGCAGGAUCAGCAGCAGGACAAGCAGCAGCAGCAGCAGCAGCAGCAGCAACAGGAGGAGAGACACAAGAAAUACUACUAAUGAGGGACAAAGAGAGCAGCAAACCAUUAGGUAGGGCCCUUGUCUCCUUUGUCUUUCCUGCUGCUGCUGCUGCUGCACUUGCGCAGCUAAAUGGUAUGGUGUAUAGGGGUCGUAUCCUUGCUGCAGCAGCAGCAAGACCUAGACCGCAGCAGCAGCAGACAGCAGCAGCAGCAGCAGCUGCAGCAGCGGCAGCAGGAAAAAGUAGUUAUAAGAAACAACAACAUCAAAAAAGACAGCAGCAAAUACAGCAGCAGCAGCAGCAGCAGCAGCAGCAGCAAAAGUGUUGGAAUUUAUUGUAUUUGCUGCCUUCUGCUGCAGCAGAUGCAGCAGGAGAGGAUUUAUCAAUAUCUAAGAAGGAUAUGUUGCUGCAGGUACAGCAGCAGCAGCAGCAGCAUAAGCAUACAGGAGCAACACCAGCAGCAGCAGCAGCACUAGCAGAGACACACGUACUGCAGCAAACAAAAGAAUGGAUAGAAAGGGAGGGAUUAAUUGCUGCUGCUUUUUUGCGUAGAGGAGUGUCUCUUUUUGCAGCAAAAAUAGAUGAAAAUGCAGCAGCAGAAGCAACUGCAGCAGCAACUGCAACAGCAGCAGCAGCAGCAGCAGCAGCAGCAGCAGCAGGAGACACACUAAUAAUUAAACAUCUACCUGCUGCUCGUGUUAGGGAGGAGGAGCUACUGUCUCUUUUUAUUAAGUAUGGAGAAAUAAUUCGUUUUUGUUUGUCUCCUCUUAAGACAAUAUUAAUUAUACAAUUUGCUGCUGCUGCUGCAGCAGCAGCAGCAGCAAAAGCAUUACAUUAUAGAUUAUAUAAAAAUGUCCCUCUUCUUAUUGAGGUGUCUCCUGUACCUGUAUUCAAGGAACAAAUACUAUCUAUUCAGGAUGCGCAGCAGGAAGCUGCUGCUGCUGUUGCUGCUGCUGCUGUACUCGAUAAUACAGAUACAGCAGCAGCAGAUCCUGCUGCUGCUCCUGCUGCUGCUGCUCCUGCUGCUGCUGAUCCAGCAGCAGCAACAACAGCAAAAAAACGGCAGGAAAUCAAUAAAACAGCAGCAAUAACAUCAGCAACAACAGCAGCACGUGCAGCAGCAGCAGCAGCAGGAGGAGAAGAAGAUGAUGAGGAUGGAGCAGCAGCAGCAGCAGCAGCAGCAGCAGCAGCAGAACCAUUUGUGUCCUUAUAUAUAAAGAAUUUAAAUUUUAAGACAACAGCAGCAGCACUAAGAGAAGCAUUUUGUCAUACUGAUGGAUUUAUUAGUGCAAAAAUUAUAACAAAAAAAAUGCAGCAGCAGCAGCAGCAGCAGCAACAGCAGCAGCAGCAGGUGUUAUCUAUGGGUCAUGGAUUUGUAGAAUAUAAAACAGCAGCAGCAGCAGCAGCAGCAGCAAAACAAUUACAAGGAUUAGUUCUUGAUGGUCAUUUGUUGCAGAUAUCUAUAUCUAAGCGACGCAGCAGCAGCAGCAGCAGCAGCAGCAUUAUUCACAGCAGCAGCAGCAGCAGCAGCAGCAGCAGCAGCAAGAGGAGUAAUAAAUUAGUAAUAAAGAAUUUAGGGUUUGAGGUGUCUGUACAGGACCUAAAAGAUUUAUUUGCUGCUUAUGGUGAAUUAAUUAGCGGUUUGGUGGGGGGCCCCCAGCCGUGA